AUGGCCGGCCGCGCCUGGCACCCUCCCUUCCGCCGUGUGUUCUUCCUCAUCGGCCUGCUGGCCUCACUCAUCCCGGCCACGUCGCGGGCGCAGCCACCGGAGACGGUCACGGUGGGGCUCAUCAUCGACGCCGACUCGCCGGUCGGCAGGAUCGCCAGCACCACCGUCCCGAUGGCGCUCGAUGACUUCUACGCCGCCUUCCCCAACGCCUCCGCACGGGUCCGCCUUCUGCAGCACGACUCCGGCGGGGACGUCGUCGCCGCCGCGUCCGCCGCGCUGCAGCUGAUGACGGCCCAGGGCGCGCGAGCCAUCCUGGGGCCGCAGUCCUCCGUCGAGUCCGCCUUCGUCGCGGACCUCGCCACGCGCGCCGAGGUCCCCGUCGUGUCCUUCUCGGCGACCAGCCCCUCGGUGUCCCACUCCGAGGCGCGCUUCUUCGUGCGCGCCGCGCUCAGCGACGCCGGGCAGGCCGAGGCCAUCGCCGCGCUCGCCACCUACUUCGGCUGGCGCCGCGUCGUGCCCAUCUACCAGGACGACGACUACGGCGCCGCCUUCGUGCCGUUCCUCGUGGACGCGCUCACGGCGGCGCGCGCGGAGGUCCCCUACCGCUGCGAGCUGCCCGCCGGAGCGACCAGGGACGCCGUCGCCGCCGCGAUGUACCGCCUCGAGUCCGAGCAGACGCGCGCCUUCGUGGUGCACGCGCGCCCGGCGCUCGCGGAGCUCGUCUUCGCCGCCGCCGUGGAGGCCGGGAUGAUGGCGGAGGGCUACGCGUGGGUCAUCACCGACGGGCUCACGGGCCUCCUCGGCUCCAUCCACCCGCCGCAGGGCGUCAUCGGGCUCGCGCCCCACGUGCCGCCCACCGCGCGCCUGCACGACGUCCGGAAGCGGUGGGCGCACAGGUUCAUGCGCCAACACCGGGACGCCGAUCUGGCUGAAGCCGAGAUGGGAUGCUACGCGCUGUGGGCAUACGACGCCGCAUGGGCCAUCGCCUCCGCGGCCGAGCGACUUAGCCCCGGUGACCUGUCAUCGCGACCGGGGCUUGUCGGCGGCAGGAGAGGCUCCACCGACUUCUCCGGGCUCGGGAAGUCAAUGUCCGGUGAGAAAUUCCUCGCGGCAAUCACAAAAACUACAUUCGAGGGCCUCGGCGGCAGGUUCGAGCUCAUCAACGGCGAGUUGGCAGUGCCGGCGUUCCGGAUCGUCAACAUCAUGGACAACGCCAAGGAGCGGGCCAUCGGGUUCUGGACGCAGAGGGACGGACUGCAUAGGCAGCUUGGGCGCGGCCGCGGCGGGAUCGCGUCGAACAGCGGGCUCGCGCCGGUGAUCUGGCCGGCGGACUCGACCGUCGUGCCCAUUGGUUGGGUCCAGCCGACGAGCGGCCGGAAGCUGCAGGUGGCGAUGCCGGGGCCCGUCGACCCUGGCUACCGCCCGAUCAUGCACCUCGACGUCGACCCAGCAACGAACCGGACGGUAGCCGGCGGGUUCGUGAUCGAGGUGUUCGAGGCGGCGGUGCGUCUGCUGCCCUACGCGCUGCCGUUCGAGUACGUGCUAGUGGGCUCCAUGCGCUACGACACUCUAGUCGAGAGGGUCGGCAAAGGGGAGUUCGACGCGGCGGUGGCGGACAUCACCAUCACGGCGGACCGGUCGAAGCUCGUGGACUUCACGCUUCCGUACAUGUCGUCGGGGAUCUCCAUGGUGGUGCCGAUGCGCGACCAGCGUAGCAAGCGCGCCGCCUUGGUCUUCCUCAAGCCGCUCCGCUGGGACCUCUGGCUCGUCAGCUUCGCCUUCUUCAUCUUCACCGGCUUCGUCGUCUGGGCCGUGGAGCACCGCAGCAACGAGGAGUUCCGUGGCCCCCCGUCCUACCAGAUCGGCACCCUCCUCUACUUCGGCUUUUCGACCCUCGUCUUUGCACAUAGGGAGAACCUGAAGAGCAACCUGUCGAGGUUGGUGGUGGUGGUGUGGUCGUUCGUGGUGCUCAUCCUGCAGUCCAGCUACACGGCGAGCCUGACGUCCAUGCUGACGGUGCCGCAGCUUGAGCCGGCGAUCGGGGACUUCGCCUCGCUGUGGCGGGGAACGGACAAGGUCGGUAUCUUGAACAACUCCUUCAUGAGGGCGGCCAUGAACAAGUCGGGCUUCCCUCAGUCCAGGCUCGAGCCGUACCAGGCCACACAGGGCUUCCACGAGGCGCUGCUCAACGGCACCAUCGGCGCCAUCGUCGACGAGACGCCCUACCUCAGGCUCUUCCUCAAGUCCUACUGCGACAACUUCACCAGGAUCGCCCAGAGCAACAAGACCGGCGGCUUCGGCUUCGUAAGCGCCCCCUGCCUGCUGCCACUAGACAUCGUCAUCACUUGGUAUGUACAUGCUGUGCAGCAUUUGGAUCGGCAACUAAUGACUCGUGUCGUGCAUGGACGAUCGAUCGAGCAGGCGUUCCCCAAGGGGUCGCCGUACGUGGCGGACCUGUCGCGGGCGAUCUUGAACCUCACGGAGAGCGACGAGAUGAGCUCGAUCGAGCGCAAGUGGUUCGGCGACGCGGACGGCUGCGCGGCGCAGGGCAGCCAGUUCACGUCGGAGAGGCUCAGCUUCGACAGCUUCUGGGGCCUGUUCCUCAUCACCGGCGCCACCUCCCUCCUCUGCUGCGCGCUGCACCUGCUCAUCUUCGUCGUGGCCAACCGCCGGCGGAUCUGGGCGUCGCGCGUGCCCUGGAGGAACAGGCUCCGGAUCUUCCUCAAGCUCCUCGACGACAGGGACCUCUCGUCGCACACGUUCAGGACCAACAAGGAUGGCGGCGGGUCGGUGGCUGAUCGGAGCGCUAACGACGCGGGCGCCUCCCCGCCCCCGGCCGUCGCGCACAUUGCAGCCGGCAGCCCGCUCAGCGUGUCCAACCACACGUACGACAUGAGUGACUGGUCGUCAGGUGCGCCGAGCCCGGCGCCUGCAGCUGCAGGUGAGAUCGAGCUGGCUGGCGCCGGCGAGGCAGAGGAGGUGGCCGCAGCUCCCAACCCUGGCGGCUCCGGUGAUCAAAGUGCCACAGUCCAUCAGGCCAGUAACUGA
Molecule: messenger RNA, 3048 nt
Organism: Miscanthus lutarioriparius
Lineage: Eukaryota; Viridiplantae; Streptophyta; Magnoliopsida; Poales; Poaceae
Source: the annotation of a GenBank genome assembly